UCCUAGCCCCUCCGGCAGCGCGAGCCUGCGCGUGAUCGGCCCGCCCCGCGCCGCUGCUCUGCUGCGGGGGCCCCACGUGGGUAGGAAGCCGAGCCCGAGCCGCCGUCCCCGGGCCUCCUCGAUGCAUCUUUAGCCUGGUUGAGCCCGGCCCGGAGCAUGGCUGAGAAGGUGCACGGGAAGCUGGGGCAUGUUCUGGCCAACACAGCAGCAGCUAAACUCUUCUCCCUGAGCGGGCUGUUCGCUGUGUAUAAACCCAAAGGGCCCACUUCAGCUAACGUGCUCAACCAGCUGAAGGAGAAGCUGCUGGCAGAAGCUGGUAUACAAAAGUGUGCAAGAAAAAGGAAAAAACAGAUUUUGAAGAUUGGACAUGGUGGGACUCUAGAUAGUGCAGCUGCAGGAGUUCUGGUUGUUGGUAUUGGAAAAGGAACUAAAAUGCUGAGCAACAUUUUGGCAGGCUCCAAGAAGUACAUGGCCAUCGGGGAAUUGGGAAAAGCUACUGAUACAUUAGAUGCUACAGGAAAAGUAACUGAAGAAAAGCCUUAUGAUCAGAUAACAAAAGAAGAUCUUGAACGUGUGUUGAAAAAGUUUACGGGGGACAUAAUGCAAGUUCCUCCACUCUAUUCUGCUCUGAAAAGAGAUGGACAAAGGCUGUCGUCUCUGAUGAAGAAAGGAGAAGCAGUGGAAGCAAAGCCUGCUAGGCCGGUUACAGUAUACAGCCUCUCUCUCCAAAACUUCCAGCCACCGCUGUUCACACUGGAUGUUGAAUGUGGAGGUGGCUUUUAUGUGAGAAGCCUGGUCAGUGACAUCGGAAAAGACCUUCAUUCAGAUUCUGAUCUCCUUUACUCUGAAGUAAACCUGUUGAACUUGUUCCAGAUUUACAUUGAUAACUCUCUUCCUGUGCCAAUGUGCAAGAGCUGACCCGGACCAAACAAGGACCAUUUACACUAGAGGAGCAUGCACUUCAUGAAGACAAAUGGACAAUUGAUGAAAUUGCACAGUCCUUGGAGCAUUGCAUGUCUCUUCUUGCAGUAGAACCAUCUCUUAAAAAAUUAAAGACUGAGCAUUCUGAAGAAUCCACUGUGAAUUGUGAAGAUAAGUGAUGUCAGGUCAAGGAAAAAGACUGAAUGAUUGAGGCAUCUUAAGAUUGGAAUGGGAUUGUCUUGCCUUGCUGUGUAAAUUUACAACCUUGUGCAUUGAGGAUGACAAAUUGCAAGGCAAAGAAAAUCAUCCCUUUCUAUCUUUUUCUUGUGCUAAGAUACAUGCGCACACAAACAGUGUCCAGCAUUUAUUAUUUCCUCACUUAUAUUCUGCACUGCACACUGUAAAUGGAUCUGUCACUAAUGUAGACUCUGCAUUGUACUCUUGAAAGACCUUGCAAGAUACAUUUUUGAUACUACAUUUGCAAUAAAAAUUUUAAGUUUAAAUUUUGCAAAAUGUUCCUGGAAGGAGAAAUAUUUCAUUUUCUUUCUGUAACUGUUAUCAAAUUCACAUACUGGAAAAUGGAAACAGAAUUCCAUGCCAGUUUGAAAGAUGAAAAAUGUGAAAUGGCACUUUUACUUUGAGUUCUUAAGAGAUUUCUUGAAAUGAUCCCACUGUAGUCCUUAUAUGGAUUGGCCUGUCAGUGGAAUUUCACUGAGGACCUGGUCAGCAUUGCUUUGAAUGAGUUGUAAUAUAAUAUGAUGAAAAUUUCAGUUUAGCUGAACUGCUUAUGCAAAUAAACAGUAAGGAACACAA
Messenger RNA from Dermochelys coriacea (leatherback sea turtle), 1734 nucleotides. It is a transcript of the gene TRUB1, whose product is annotated as TruB pseudouridine synthase family member 1. The coding region runs from base 157 to 918 and encodes 253 amino acids. NCBI's taxonomy places the organism in Eukaryota, Metazoa, Chordata, Testudines, Dermochelyidae. The transcript has 9 exons. Gene Ontology annotation, cellular component: mitochondrion. Gene Ontology annotation, molecular function: pseudouridine synthase activity; RNA binding. The record is from RefSeq and is a predicted model, not a curated record. Gene Ontology annotation, biological process: mRNA pseudouridine synthesis; tRNA modification.